Messenger RNA from Chenopodium quinoa (quinoa), 4803 nucleotides. RefSeq lists its product as uncharacterized. The record is from RefSeq and is a predicted model, not a curated record. Bases 1489 to 2949 code for a protein of 486 amino acids. Lineage: Eukaryota; Viridiplantae; Streptophyta; Magnoliopsida; Caryophyllales; Amaranthaceae. The transcript is spliced from 10 exons.
UUUCAUUUCCCCCUUUCUCAGUCUCUGCUCUCAUUUCCCCGCUUUCUCAGUCUUGCCAUUUGAAGCGCAAUCUAAGCUCGUCAGCCUUCUCUUUCUCCAUCGGCAACUGAGUUUUAAUAAUUGGUGGUGAAGCACUCUGCAAAUAUAGGUGGGGAGAGUAUCUCUACGAUAUUAAGAAAUUAAUUGGCUAUAUUGUUGAGAAAUGGAUCGUCGUUGGAUGUAUGGUUCUCGAAUCACACCAGAAUAUUUGAAUGGGGUCAAAGAGUUCUGCAGAAUAGCAGUGCAACACCAACGAAGUACUCUAGUUGAACAAAGACUAACCAAAGCAAGACCUAUUUUCUGCCCUUGUCGUGAUUUUAUGAAUGUGAAGAGGUGGGAAGAUAUUAAGAAAAUAGAGGAGCAUUUGAUUAUCCGUGGGUUUAUGCUAGACUACAACAUUUGGUACUGGCAUGGUGAAAAAUUAAUUCCCACGAGUAAUUCAUCUUCUAUUAAUGAUAAUAAAGCCGAGGAGAGAGAGUCGAAUGGUUUUUAUGAUAAUGAAGCGGGUGAUAAAGAUGACAUCGAGGAAAACAAGAAAGAUGAGAUGAUGGACGGGUUAGGUGAUCAUGUGGAUUGUCUUGCAGAUGGAUCGUGGGCUAUAGACCCGAAGGAUGUGAAAACCUUGCAAAUAGUCAAUGCUAUCUUGAAGAACUUGCAAAAGAAUGCCGAAGGAUACGGUUCAAGUGAAGAAAAAAGGAUCACCGUGGGCAUGUAAAAGGACUAGGAAGGUCUGGAAUUGGAGUUAGUCACACACAAGCAUUAGGGAAGGAAUACAUAAAGGGUAAGUCGUUAAGCCAAGAUCGAUGCUCAUUUAAGGAGUUAGAAUCGAUGAAAGCUACCUUAACUCAAGAAUUUGAGGCGAGGAUAGAAAAAAAGGUUGAAGAGAAGCUGGAAGAGAUGUUGGAACAACGUGUGGCAAUGAAGGUGAAAGCUUAUCUUGCCAAGUUGCUGCCACAGAUGACCGCUAACGUAGAGGAAUUUAAAGGAGUCCAACUAACGACCACGAAAGCAACAUAAAUUUCUCGUGUAAUAGAGGUACCAACUAAAUGUCGCCUUGCAUUGAAAGAUGAGUACGAUAAAAAUUUAGUGAUUGUGGCAGAUGGAACGAUAUAUCCUUCUACAGGUGAAGUUACUCACAACCUGAAAAUGAAACCCAAUCAUUAUAGGGUUAGCGUGGACAAACCUUACCUUGACUACGCCCUCCUCGAAUUACCGAUACCAUCUCCCAAUGGUGUGACUAAGUUGGGUAAAGCCGGGAGUAGCUUUGUGUAAUGGCCUAUUGACAUGGUUUUUUUGUGAAGAAGAGGUUUCAUCACCGCCAAAUAAAAAGCCUAAAUCUAGGCAAAGCAAAGAAAAGGACGAUAGUUGUGGCAUUAAAUCAAGGCAAUCCGUCAUCAUAGAGGCUUCUAACCAGUUGAAGAUAACAUCAUUGACACUUUUGACAAGGGAAUGGACUCAAUUGUGUUAAAAUUUCAAACGGCCGAGAAUGUGGUUGAUAUUAAUGUUGAUGAUGUUGAUAAAGUAAUGUGGAUUGAUUUGAUUAUUGAGUAUGAGGAAUUGUUUAGGAAAAAUGGGUAUAUGAUGCCUAAAUAUCCUAGUUUCCAUUACUGUUAUAAUAAGAAGGAUGUUAAAAUUACUAGUGACAGUGAUUUAAUGUCUAAGUUAGAUAGAAUAGGAGGAAGUAAGAAAGUGAUUACAGUGUAUGUGGGUUCAGUUGAAACACCUUCUGAAUGUGUAGUUGCAGCUAGGAAUCUUACAGAGUCAUUGAAAAACAAACCCAAUAUGCAUUAUAGUCUAAGUCCACCUAUGAAAAACAACCAAAGCUUUGAUGUUGGGACUAGUGACAUGCCUGAUGUUAGUCCACCUAGGAUAAAUGAAACACUUAUAGACAAUUGGGAAAGAAUAGAAGAGGAAGCCAGUGGAUGUAAGACACAUAAAAAGAAGGGAAAGGGGGGACGGGGCAAUCCUAAGCCUAGGGUUAAGUUACCUGAUCAAAGAAGUUUACUUACUAAUGAGCCACUUACUCUAGCUGACACUACUACUUUUUCCAAUGCUCCUUUGCUUGAAAAAACUACCCUGAAUCCAACCUCAUCAAACAACACAACCUUGAUUGUUCAUAAAAUACCUAAGACUACUGCUGCUAGGAAGGGCUUGUUGAACACACCAUACGAAAAAGAGGCACAAGUGAUUACUGAAGAGGAGUUUAAUAGGAGGUUUGAGCAUGGAGAAACUUUACGGCCAGAAAUGAAUGCUGACAUUGGAGAUGAAGAUUUAGACAUAUAUUUUGAAAGAGGUGGUGUCUCAGAUGAAGAAGAACAGGAAUUUGGUGAGAUCAUUGACAAUUAUGAUGCUUAUGCAUCUGAUGUAUGGAAAACUGAACUACUUGAUGAUGACACUUAUGUCAGUAAAAUGUACAAGAAUGGAGAAUUUGCUGAAAAUGUUGAGUUUGGAAGUAUUGUUUUGAAACCAUGGAUGAUAUUUACUGAUAAAGCACAUUUCCUAUCUGUUCUAAGAGAUUACAGUAUACAAUCUGGGUUUGCUAUUGUAGUGGAUAGAUCUAGUCCAACUAGAUUCACUGUUCAGUGCUUGGAAUUGAACUGUAAUUGGAGGAUACAUUCAAGUGUACUCCCUGAUGGCACUACUUGGGCCAUAAAGAGUAUAAAAGAUUCAGAGCACACUUGUAGGGGUUUGGAUGAGAGGAAUCCUUUAGUUAAUGUGAAGUGGGCUGCAAGUAAGCUAAUUGAUGAUAUAAGGGCAAACAAUGAUAUAACCGGGAAAACUUUGAAUGACUUGUUGUGGACCAGGUAUGGGGUGCAGAUGGCCACUAGUACUCUCUAUAAAAUGAGGAGUAUUGCUCUUAGGGAGAUCAAUGGUGGACAUGAUGAGUCUUAUGGCCAUCUUCCUAGGUAGUGUGAAAUGGUUAAGCAAACUAAUCCUGGUUCAGCAGCUAACUGUGCAUGGAGAAAGAAUGAUCCCCAAACUCACUUUCUCUAGCAUUUUCAUAUCAUUCAAGGGAGCAAUAGAUGGGCUUGGUGCAGGUUGUAGAAGUUUGAUUGGGGUUGAUGGUGCUCACUUGAAAGGGAACUAUGGAGGGGUUUUGCUAUCUGCAGUGGCUAUAGAUGCAAAUAAUGAGCUACAUCCAUUUGUAUGGGCUAUAGUUUCAGUUGAAGAUGGGGAGAACUAGAAGUUUUUCAUUUGGCAUUUAAAGCAAAUCUUGAAAGACUUAAAUAGAGGGGAUGAUUGGUGCAUUAUAUCUAACAGGCAAAAGGGAAUAGAUCUUGCUUUAACUGAGCUAUGGCCAAAAUUAGGGAGGAGGUAUUGCUGCAAGCACUUAGCUAAAAAUUGGAAAUCAGCUUUUCCAGGACCCUUGAUGCACUCCUUAUUUUGGUUGGCAUGUAGUGCUACUUCAACAUUCACCUUUAAAAAGGCUAUGGAAAGAAUUCAAAAGACAAACCACUUGGCACUAAAAUGGUAAGCUAAUCUAGGAGAUCAAGAGAGGUGGUCAAGACACAAGUUUGAUCCAAAGAUAUGCACAGAUGAGAAUAAAACUAACUUCGUCGAGAGUUUCAAUGCCACUUUGGGAGUGGACAGAUGCAGACUGUUCUGACUCUUUUGGAAGGCAUACGAAGAAUGUGUAUGGUAAGGAUGUCAACUAGAAGACAGAAAUGUAAAGAUUAGAAUGAUUCUGAUCCAUGUCCAACUAUUGUAAGGAGUAUCUAAAUGCUGAUCAAUGCUUCCAGAACUUGCAAGGCAUUCCAGAGUAAAGAGGGAGAAUAUGAAAUAAGAGAGGGCAUGCAUUAAAGGCUAUACUAGCUGCAGGACAUGAUCCUCAUAAGUAUGUUAGCACAUGGUACUCAGUUGCAGCCUACAAAUAAUGUUAUUCACAUGCUAUCAACUCAAUUCCAGACAUUGAGCAUUGGCCAGAAAUUGACCAACCAACAAUUCAAGCUCCUACAAUGAGGAGAGGAAUAGGAAGACCAUCAAGACAGAGAAGAAUAGCUGAUGAUGAACCAGAUAAAGAAAAAAGGUCAACCACAGUCAAAUGCUCACUCUGUAAAUCAUAUGGCCAUAACAAGCAAACAUGCAAAGGUGGUAUGAAUGCAAAGGAAAAAGCAUCACACGAUACCGAGCAUCAUAAAAACCAGAAAAAACAAAAGACAACUGCUGCUGCCUCUAUAUCUUCUUCCCAACCAGAGCCAGUUUCUCAGCCAUCUCAGUCCAAGCCAAGGAACAACAACAAAGGGAAAGAGAAAAUGUAGCCUGGGGUCUGGUUUUUUCAACAUGUGUAUCUUUUAUUUAGUAGUAAAUAAAGGUCAACUUAUAAAGUUAUACAUAUGUCUUUUUUUCUGAAACAUUUUUUUUUUGUUGAACAACUGGUUGCUGCUAUAUGAAACCAGAUUUGAUGUUUGUUUGAAGAAUUCUUGUCUUUGCACUGCUAUAUUACCAUGGUAGCUAACAUGUUUUAUUUAUUUAUUUAUUUAUUUAUUUCCAAACAAAUUUACCCACAGUUUAGUUAUCAUUCCCGUGAUUUUUGACCGCUAACCAAACUGGCCGUAAGGAUAUUGGAUUCUACUCAGAUCAUUGGCACUUGAAUUAUUCCUCCUCUGGUGUUUGCUUGAAUGUGUACUGUGAGUUCAAUUGCUUUUGAAUCCUGAUUGGUUAUGGGUGGAGCACAUGGAGAACUCACGAGCAGUUAAUCUCUCUGUUUGCUUCCAGCCAAUUCAAACGACAAUUUCCUCUGUGCAGUUUUGGGUUCAAGAUCAA